AUGGACGACCUUUUGCCUUCGUACGAAAGCGUCAUCAAGCAGGAUCCAUGGGAGCUAGUUGCGCGUUAUCUCCCCUCGGAUGACCUGUGUUCGGCGGCUCUUGUGUGCCAAAGAUGGCACGAAAUCUUUACACCGCAGCUAUGGGGUAACCCUGCAUCGCAUUUUGGAGUGCAAAAUGACACAGUAUAUGUUGCUUUGACACGAUUUAAACGCACAUUAUACUGGUCAAGGCUAUGCGUACGGGAAUUGACGCAUACGCUCCACCUUCCCCCCGCGCACGCCGAAAUCUAUGGUGGCCCGCAUUCCGAGUGGUUACGCGACUGCCUUGAACGUCUUCCGCGACUGCAAUGUUUGAUUGUCAAUGGACUUCCUUUCUUCGACCACGGAGCACUCCUGACAUUACGACAUUCGAGCUUAUGGUGGAGACAAACCCAUCCUAACGCAUUCCCCGUAUACGGAUUGCGCCUGCUUGAUGCAUCGGCCUGCGCAAAUGCGACAUCAACCGGUCUUGCCGAGGCUUUGUCGCAUUUUCCGGAUCUGGUCUCUCUUGAUUUAUCCAGGACAUCUGCAGCAAAAGAUGAAUCCGUACUCAUCAAACUCAAGUACCUACGGAAUCUACGGGUAUUGAAGCUGAAGGGGUUGAGCUUAAAGGACGCCGACUUUUCGAUCGUUGCACCCGCUAUAGGCACUCGAGUGAGGAGUCUUGACGUAAGCGACAACCAGCUCAGCGAUGGUAGCGCCCGGCUUCUUCUGGAGUACUGUUUGAAAGAAACGAGUUACGAGACCCAUGCAACGAGAUCGCCUCUUCCCCCUGUGGAGCAUACCCGGCCCGCAGGAGAGAUUCACGAUUACGCGAUUGAAGAUCUGGAUGGCCACCUAAGGAAGAAGCUCACACAGGGCUUCGUCGGUAGCCUUGCGAUUGAAGAGGUCAGAGAUGUGGGAAUCACGCACCUAUAUCUGUCGAACAAUGGGAUGACCGUGGAAGGCGUAUCGGGGUUAUUGCGAUCGAAGCGAUUGCAAGUCUUGGACAUUGGCACGCUACCGGUCGUCGUAAGGAAUCCACGUCACUCAUUUUCAGAGGAGGGUCAGGACGAUUUACGCAUACCUGGUGUUGAGAAGCUCACCCCGGUUCUCGCGGAAUGUGCGGCAGGGAGACUGGCCUAUCUGAGGGUGAAUCACAGGGUCAUUACGGAAGACGCUCCCAUCGAGUCUGCUGCAUCUCCUCGAGCGGAGUUGGACGGAGACCUCGCUGUCUACGCUCCCUCAGACGCCCAUGAGCUUGAGAAUGUGGAGCCGCCCCAGUCCGAACUCGAUUCCAGAGACACGGGCGUUUAUGAGCUCCCGGGAGACUCUGUGCAACCCACAGAGCUCCUCGCCGCUUUACCAACGGCAGAUAAUACCCAAAGAAGUGGAAUCCAGUCCGCCGACGGCGGCAACGUCAUUUCCAAGACGCCCGAACGGGGUCCGACCAUAAAGGUGACCCCGGAGGUGCCAGAGAUCAAACGGGGAGCUGCGUACGCCCCUGAACCGGUCAGACUCGCGGAUUCUCCGCUCUCUCCGCUAAGUCCAGUCUUGGAUGCAAGUGGAGGCCUCUCGCCAGUCGCUCCCUUGUUCGAAGAUAGAGUACAACUCUCUCCAAUAGACGACGUGGGACAAGGCACGCUAAGAUCGCGGCAUAAUUCUACUUCCUACGUCGAAGAUAGAAGGGCACGUUUGGAUUUACGGCAGUCGCAGGAGAACCGACUUCACCCGGGAAUGCUUCCCAAGCUCCACACACUGGUUCUGACUGACGUACCGACAAAGACAGACGAUCAGAAAGUGAUCGACUGCUUGAUCCAGUUCAUCAAGGACUGCGCAGAGGAAGUGGAGAUCGCAAAGUUGAGAGCGAGGCACACGUAUAUGCUUCCGCCAGGAAGGAGUCGAAAACUCGCGGAACGCGAGUACGCAAGGAGCCUCUUUGCAUUACGGCGCGUAGUGCUCGAGAUGGCGCCACCCCAAGCAGCGCCUAAAAAAAUUUCGACAAGCUGGCGUGCAUAUCCAACGAAAUCAUCGACUGAAGAUCAAGACUCAGAAGCUUUUUGGGAAGCAGCAACCCAUGAUUUCUCUUUCUUUGGCGAUGAGGAAUGUGGUUUACCGAACGAUGAGCCUGGUAGUCGUCUGCCGCUUGCGGCUAUGGAUGGGUUGAUGUUAGCUCCGAACAGGCCCGCCCCCCCUCCGAAGCCUCGUCAACCGGAAAAUGGCUUCGCACCCGUGCUAGAUGUAGUGGCUGAGAUUGGAAGAUUUCGGAAAGACAGGAAGGCUGCCUACACCGUAGCAUUGCAGUUGGGCGAUCCAGACCCUUCUGUGGAGGGCUAUUGGCCUGGAGACAUUACAGUGGUAAGGAAGCCUGUUGAUCCUGACGCUGGCAGUCUCGAUUUCUAUGGGAACAGAUUUGAGUCUGGCUGGCUCUAUCGAUGA
Messenger RNA from Trematosphaeria pertusa, 2457 nucleotides. RefSeq lists its product as uncharacterized. The transcript has 2 exons. The coding region runs from base 1 to 2457 and encodes 818 amino acids. Gene Ontology annotation, molecular function: protein binding. Lineage: Eukaryota; Fungi; Ascomycota; Dothideomycetes; Pleosporales; Trematosphaeriaceae. The record is from RefSeq and is a predicted model, not a curated record.